This is a messenger RNA of Cyphellophora attinorum, 1224 nucleotides long. RefSeq lists its product as uncharacterized. NCBI's taxonomy places the organism in Eukaryota, Fungi, Ascomycota, Eurotiomycetes, Chaetothyriales, Cyphellophoraceae. The transcript has 2 exons. The record is from RefSeq and is a predicted model, not a curated record. Bases 1 to 1224 code for a protein of 407 amino acids.
AUGUCGAAAUUCACAGUCGAGUCAUGGAUAUGGUAUUCUGUUGCGAUAUGCGUGGUGCUCGCACGAUAUGCCUCUCGAAUCUGGCACUUUCGCUCGGUGCGCAAGCUUAAAGUGGAAGACUGGUUCAUGGGCUUCAUUGUCGGACUCUAUACCGUGCUGAUCGCAUUUCUCAAUGUUGACCACGACGUAUCGACGAAUCUUAUCAAUCCCGCAUUUCCAAUCGACCUCACCCCACAAGAGAUUCGGACCAGGACCUGGGGGAGCAAGACAGUCCUUUUGGUUGAGCAAUGCAUGUGCGCUGUGCAGUGGGGUGGCAAGGGGUGUCUGUUGAUUCUUUACUGGCGGCUGACGCAGAAUCUCCGCCAGCAUCUCUGGGUCAAGCUUGCCGCUACAUACUGCAUAGUGACCUACUGCGUCAUGUUCAUCCUUUACUUCGGCGUCUGGUGCCGCCCAUUCCACGACUAUUGGGAAGUGCCGACCGAUAACACACAGUGUACAACGGCACUGCACCAUCUGAUCACGAACUUGUGCUUCAAUCUCACCUCAGAUCUCUUGAUCAUCGCCAUUCCACUGCCUAUGCUCCUGCGGCAGAAGCUGGAAUUCAAGAAGAAGAUUCUGAUGGUAUUUCCGUUCUCCCUGGGCUUCUUCAGCAUGGCUUGCGCGAUUGCCUCGAAGGUUUCAAGCUUCAAGGAUCCAUACAGCGUGGAAUGGGUCUAUUGGUACUGCAGAGAAGCAAGCACGAUUAUCAUCGUAACGAACAUGCCGUAUGCAUGGGGCUUGAUUCGAAAGGUCUUCAAGCUCAGGUCCUUCUUCCACGAUUCGGACAUGGACAGAACGACGCAGUCCGGCAAUAUGCAGCAUCUCGACGGACAAAGUGUUCCGCGCAGCGAAGCAGUACGCACUACCUACAAUUCCCAUAGAUCCAGCUGGCCGUUCUCGCGAGGAGGCUUCGUGUCAAGCAAGAAGCGACACAGCGCGCAGCGCGAGUCUAACGUUCCAGUCGGGGCGGACUUUGGGCCGGCUAGCACCACAGACCGGGAAAUGAAAAAGGAAACACUGGAUCCAUCAAGCAGCGACAACAGUUUCGCAGGAUCUCUUCGCAAGCCCGGCAGACCCGCUAACGCCGUAGAUGCAGUCGAUCGACUUUACGACUUGGACGCUAUCGAAGACGAGGAGUUUUUGCACCGCGAUGAACACACUCCUCAGAGAGGAUAUGAUGGCUGA